AUGGGGAACUGGGCCGUCAACCACUGGUUUUCAGCCCUGGUGAUCGCUGCUUGGCUAGCAUUGAAUAUAUUCCUUUUCGUGACAUAUUUCCUGACAUUUGACAGGAGUGAACAGUACUAUUACACCAGACAGAUUCUUGGGUCUGCGCUGGCUUGGGCUCGGGCUUCAGCCAAGUGCCUGAACUUCAAUAGCAUGUUGAUCCUGCUGCCCAUUUGCCGGAACCUCCUCUCCUUCGUGAGGGGCACCUGUCGGUGUUGCAGGCGUACCAUGAGGCGGCAGCUGGAUCAUAACUUGGCCUUCCAUAAACUGGUGGCUUAUAUGAUCGCUCUUCAUACAGCCAUUCACAUCAUUGCUCAUCUGUGCAACAUUGAGUGGUACAUUGAUGCUGAGCAGGCAACAGAUGACAGCUUGCCUUCCAUUCUGUCUCACCUGCAUCAGACGAAUGAUCUGUGGUUAAAUCCUAUCCACUCAAACUCUACGAUACCUUUAUAUGUAGCAUUCAUCACCAUUCCAGGCCUUACAGGGGUGAUCAUCACUUUGGCACUUGUCCUCAUGAUCACUUCUUCCAUGGAACAAAUCCGCAGAAGCUAUUUUGAAGUCUUCUGGUACACCCACCACCUCUUCGUCAUCUAUUAUGCGGGCCUCGUCAUCCAUGGCAUCGCCGGUCUUGUUCGUGGGCAAACGGCUGAAAGCCUGAUGAAGAAUAACCCCAAGGAGUGUGCAGACCACCCUACCCAGUGGGGUCCAAACAGCAAAGAUCCCCGUUGUGAAGUGCCUGAGUUUGGAAGUAUCCCAGCUGAGUCCUGGAAGUGGGUCCUGGCACCUAUUAUUCUCUAUGCAUUUGAGCGAGUCCUGAGGAUUUGGCGUUCCUACCAGAAGGUGGUUAUUACAAAGGUCAUCAUGCAUCCCUCAAAAGUACUGGAAAUUCAGAUGUGCAAGAAAGGUUUUAGCAUGGAAAUCGGACAGUAUGUGUUCCUCAAUUGUCCCUCCAUCUCCUAUCUGGAGUGGCAUCCAUUCACUCUCACAUCUGCCCCAGAGGAAAGCUUCUUCUCUGUCCACAUUCGGGUGGGAGGUGACUGGACUGAGACCUUGAUUGACACCUUGCAGCAGCCGAACCCGCUGAUGCCCAGGAUCAUGGUGGAUGGCCCUUUUGGCACAGCCAGUGAGGAUGUCUUCCAGUAUGAGGUGGCCAUGUUGGUGGGAGCUGGGAUUGGGGUGACUCCCUUUGCUUCAGUACUGAAAUCCAUCUGGUACAAGUUCCAACACGGUGACCAGGAACUUCGAACCAGAAAGAUUUACUUCUACUGGAUUUGCCGAGAAACAGGGGCAUUUGCCUGGUUCAGACACCUCCUUUCCUCCUUGGAGCAAGAGAUGGAGGGAUCCGGGAGAGCAGGUUGCCUAAGCUAUCAUCUCUACCUCACUGGCUGGAACAGCAGCAUGGUUGGCCAUGCAGCUCUCCAUUUUGAGAAGUCCACUGACAUGGUGACAGGCCUGAGGCAAAAAACCUCCUUUGGGAGACCCAUGUGGAAUAAUGAAUUUUCAGCAGUGGCAGCCACCCAUCCCAGGUCUGUCGUGGGCGUGUUCUUGUGUGGACCAGAGCAGCUGGCAAAGACUCUGAAAAAGUACUGCACUCGGCACUCUAGUCUGGAUCCCAGAAAUGUCCAGUUUUAUUUCAACAAAGAGAACUUCUGAAACACCAGGACUCAUGCUGGAAUGGGAGAACUAUUUAACUCAUUGAACUAAAUCAAGACUGUCAGACCAGGGCCUGCAACUUUAAUAGGCAGUGGGCACUGUUCUCAAUUUUGCAUAUUGCAGGCGUAAUUUUUUCUAUU
This is a messenger RNA of Candoia aspera, 1832 nucleotides long. RefSeq names its product NADPH oxidase 1 (gene NOX1). The coding region runs from base 1 to 1692 and encodes 563 amino acids. Gene Ontology annotation, biological process: defense response; superoxide anion generation. Lineage: Eukaryota; Metazoa; Chordata; Lepidosauria; Squamata; Candoiidae. Gene Ontology annotation, cellular component: NADPH oxidase complex; plasma membrane. The record is from RefSeq and is a predicted model, not a curated record. Gene Ontology annotation, molecular function: superoxide-generating NAD(P)H oxidase activity. The transcript is spliced from 13 exons.